Brassica rapa (field mustard) is the source of this 5730-nucleotide messenger RNA. Its product is annotated as eukaryotic translation initiation factor 5B-like. Gene Ontology annotation, biological process: translational initiation. Lineage: Eukaryota; Viridiplantae; Streptophyta; Magnoliopsida; Brassicales; Brassicaceae. Gene Ontology annotation, molecular function: translation initiation factor activity. Gene Ontology annotation, cellular component: cytoplasm; mitochondrion. The record is from RefSeq and is a predicted model, not a curated record.
GAAGUAAUUGGGAAUGGAAAGGGUUAAGUGAAAGCGAUAAGGAAGUGAAAGGAUAAGUGAAAGUAUGAAAGAACGUUGUUAAGGUUAAGCAUGGGUGGGAAAGCAUAUAGAGAGUCUAAGGAAAGUAGGUGGGGUAAGUAGUCCACGCUAGGUAUCCAUAGGAGAUGUGGCGAAUCCACAUGAAUAUGGAGGCACCCAUAGGAGAUGUGGCGAAUCCACAUGAGUAUGGGGUAGAAGCCUAGUGGGGGGCUACCCACUGAGGAAAAGAGGAAAAGAGGAAAAGAUGAAAAGAUGAAAAGGAUAUGCAUUGUAGGGUUCUAGCUCAUGGUCGGGUACAGGAAGUUAAAGAAGUCAUAGGAUCGAGUCGGACUAGUAAGAUGAGUCGGUUAAGUCUAGGGAUGGCGUGCGUGGCAAUGAGUGAGAUCAUUGUAUUGAUUGAUUACUAGGUUGUUAGAAAUGAAUGGAAGUGUGUGUAGAAAUUACAGAUGGUGAUAGGAAAUGAUAAAAUGCAUUAAGUGAUUGUAGUGGCUAGUCAGUCCUAGUUCCCGCAUAGAGUAGUAUAGAGUGUCGUGCGGGCAGGCUGGUCUAGAGCCACUUCACUGAGUAACUUGUUGCUCACCCCCUCCAUUUCCAUUUUUUCCCUGUGCGCAGGACUGUAAGUAGAAGUAUAUGGAUGUGGGUGUGACGGUAUUUCAAAGAAGGUUAUGCGCUCGUCUCUCGGGACCAGUAACGGGACACGUAGGGUUGUCUAAAUGAGUAGACACGUGUCCAUAACGCCCCUUCGAUAACCCCGGUCGGACGCCGGGGGAUCGGGCUGUUACACCCUUGCUCUUCGUUGGAGUUUCAUCUACCCAUAGUUUCGAAUCGCUUUUUUCAUCUUCCUCUUUGAUUUCAGUGAAGAUACAACGAAAUCCAAGUGUUCUUCCUCUUUGUUGGUGCGAAAACUUAAGGUGCCAGGUCUAUUGGUUAUUGAUACACCUGGUCACGAGUCCUUCAUGAAUCUGUGGUCAAGGGGUUCAAGUUUGUGCGACCUUGCAAUUUUGGUGGUUGACAUAACGCAUGGGUUGGAGCCACAAACCAUAGAAUCUCUAAAUCUAUUGAGAAUUCCUAACUACUUCAGUAUGAUAAUUCUUAACCCUAUUUUAAAAUGGUCGAACAGUGUACUGUCCUGGAGGUCAAAGUUAUAGAAGGCCAUGGAACAACGAUUGAUGUUGUGUUGGUAAACUGUGUACUUCAUGAAGGUGAUCAAAUCGUCGUGUGUGGGUUACAGGGACCUAUAGUCACAACGAUUAGAGCGUUACUGACACCUCAUCCAAUGAAGGAGCUACGGGUGAAGGGUACUUAUGUGCAUCAUAAAGAAAUAAAGGCUGCACAGGGUAUAAAAAUUACAGCGCAGGGUCUUGAACACGCUAUUGCUGGCACUGCUCUGCACGUAACUGAACCUGAUGAUGACAUUGAAGCAAUGAAGGAGCAGGCAAUGGAAGACAUGGAGUCAGUUUUGAGCAGGAUUGACAAAAGCGGUGAAGGAGUUUAUGUACAAGCGUCUACACUAGGGUCACUGGAAGCGUUGCUUGAAUUCUUAAAGUCCCCAGCUGUGAAGAUACUUAUAAGCGGCAUCGGUAUAGGGCUUGUGCAUAAGACGGAUAUCUUUAAUGUUCACCCCAGUACUUUUAAAUUUACGGAAAGAUCUUUAUGAUUUCGCGUUAAACUUUAAAUGUCACUUUUGACUCUAUUAUAUGAAAAUGCAAUAUAUACAAAACUCAGAAAUUAAUCGUGGAGCAAUCCAGGAUUAGUUUUAAUUUUUUUAUUAUACUUUCUAGUAUAUAAGCUAGUAUACGUAUCAAAGUAACGUGAAUCAUAUGUGGUAUAGUGGUUUAUGUGUAUAAUUUUAUCUUGAAUAACUCGGGUUCGAGUGGAGGAAAGAACAAUUUUGAUGAUUUUUCAUUUUUUUGACUUAGGAAAGAAUAUACUCUGCGAGAUUUAGAUUAGAUUUCGUGUAGAAUUAGGAAAGUACAUCUUUAACCGAAUAUGGAAGUUUUUAUAUUUUUCGGAUUUGCCUACAAUAUGUAUAUUACCUUACGCAGAAUACAGUAGAGUAGUUGAGAAACAUAUUAUUCCUUUAGGCGUCACAUAAGGUAAAAGGAAGAACAUGUUAUGGCACAUAAUUUAGAUAAGGUAUAUUAUUGAGUUGUGGCUAUAUAUUGUUAUCAAGCUGUAGGUAUACUGAAGACAUCUUUCUUGAUUAUAACAUUUCGAAAUAUAGCUUGGUUAGAAUAUAUAAGAAAUGCUAGUUUACGUUGUAUACCCAAGAUAUAUCUAUGUAUAAAACUUAGUAUCUGAUUUCUAGACUAAGUAGAUGACCAGAAUGAGUAUUCUAACUGUAGCUAGAAGAUAAAAUAAAAUAUGAUUCCACUUUUUUUAAAAAAAAAAUUUAAACAUAUAUAUUGUCAUACUUAUGUUUUCAAUAGAUUUCAUAUUUUUUAACAUUUUUAAAAUUCAGUUUACUAUUUUAAUCGUAAAAGAAGGGUAAAAGUUGUCCAGAAUUGCCCAAAAUAUCAGAAGUCCUAUUGUGACAAAUAAAAGUUCAAAGUGUCACAUUUUUCCAAUUUUCCCUAUAUAAAAGUUAUCUUAUAUUCUCGUAUCAAACACUACGCCGCUCUUCGCCUCCACAUUCACUACUAAUUAAUUACCGUCUCCUUCAGCACUUGAUUCUUAGACGCUCAAGUAGAAGUAUCUGAUACACAAAUCUUCUCCUUCUAGAUAAUGGGGAACUGUCUGGCCAAACCGCCUCCUGUGGUGCUCGUUCCUCCCCUCUUUGAUUACCCUCCUCUCUCAGCUCGUAACAGGUAUCAUCUUCUACCGUAUAUAUAAAGGACACGGAAACUCAAGCCUUCUAUUGAUUUCCACUGGCAUCAUGAUGUAUUUGAGUACGUGCAUAUGUUCAGCUUUUAAUCAAAUGUUGAGGUGAUGCAUGCAGGAUGUUGGAAUCAUCUUACGAUUUGCUCUUUGGAAAGCUUGCACUGAAAUGUCUCUUUGAGGAUUACUUUGAAGUUAAAGACGCAGAUCACUUUUCUGCAAAGUUUAUGUUAAAGCCUACUGAUGACCCUCAUGUGGACUUGGUUGCAUCAGUAUCCUUUAGAAAUCUCUUCGUCUUUUAUAACAACACUCUAUGGUGCAAAUUUUAAGUUUCCUUAAAUAGUAAAAAAGGUUUCAUCCGCUGUAGAUGGUAAAGUAGAAGGAGAUGCAUCGUUUCGCUGGCAAAGGUAAUACAUAUAUGUCAUAUGGAUUUUAAACUUUUAUUUUUAACAAAAAGAACAAUGCUCAACAUCUUUUUAUGAACUUGUGCAGUGAAUAACUUUUGUUAAUCAGGGACCUCUCUCUCUCUAAAAUCAAAAACCUCCAACCUCUCUCUACUUCAUCUUCUCCGAUCUGCUCCGGCGGCUGUCAGUCGGGCGCGUGGUCGCCGGAGGCUUCUCCCUCUCCCUUUCCUCUCUUUAUUUUGCUCCGUUUGUGUCCCCUUUCGCCGACCCGUCGAGAUGCGUGGAGUUCUGGACGCAGCUCCGCCGCGGGGUCUCUAAUCUGCUCCGGGGAGGUUAGAUCCGUGGUUGGUAAGCUUCGAUCUGGAGCUCCUGUGAGGCUGUGAGGGUAGGGGUCAAGCGAAGUCGGCGUUUAGGGUUUGGCUAUGGCGGUUCUCAAUUUUACUUUGCAGAUCCCGUCGUUGCCUUCGGUUUGGAAGCGUGUGGUGGUGUGGUGGACUCUCUCCCCGUUGUCGUAGUGUUUGUUGUUUCGAAGAGCGUUCUUCGUUGUGGAGAGGAGUACAGAGCUUCUCUCUCAUUUCGGCUUGUGGUCUUGUCGAUUGGUCAGAGUGAUUCCUUCUUGCUCAGGGAAGGUGGUGGUUUCGUCGCCGGCACGUGCAUAGAGGUGUGGUGGCUGUGUGGUGGCUUCACGUCUGUGGUUUGGCGCGUGUAGCUGCGGUUUGUAGUCUGGAGUCUGUCGUCUAUGGCUGUGCUCCCCUCAUUCUUGUGGCUGCUCUUCCCUUGCUCAACCAUCCCCAUUUCACCUAUCGUGAUUUGCUUUGACCUUGCGGUUGAAGUUUGUUUCAGGCCUGCUUCUUGUUUUCCUUCGUCCCCUUCGCGGGUUUCUUGAAGCGCAGAGAAGACCGGUACAGGUUCUCUGUACCGGAGAUUGGUUUCACUGGUUAGAUUCUGGUUGGGUCAGUCGGGUCUUGCAGGUGUUGGGGGUAGCAAUCUUAAGUUUCCGUCAUCCCAGUGCGUGGUCGUUCGAGGUCCCUUGGACUCCUCGUAGACGGGUCUUUUCUUCUUUGCAGGUUAUGAAGAUUGCGGGUUGGUAUUGCUUCCUUAUCAGCCCGUUGUUUUAAGCUUAGUGGUUCGGUGGCGGCAGUAGCGAGUGCUUGCUCGUUUAGAGUGGCGUUUCAUGCGCUGUGUGGCGUUAAUUACAAACCCGGCUUUGGUGGCUUUGCAAGGUCUCGUGGUAAGUAUUUGGAUCUCCCUUCUAUUGCUCGUCUUGCGCUUCAUGACAGUGAAGGUUAUAUGCUUCGUGGAGUUCACCGGGAGCUAGCUACUCCGGAGACGACACAGGAAUUCCCGGCAUCCGAGGCAACAAGGAGAACCUCACAUUUCUGUGAUUCAUCGUCAAUGGUGAGAACAACAACCGGUUUCUGAAGGAUUUCGAAAAAUGAACUAGCGGAAUGUGCCGGGUUUAGUGGGCGGGCGAAGCUUGUUUGUAAUAGUUUGAAUUUGGAUAUUUUGUUCAAAGCGGGUUUGUAACCGGAUCUGAUUUGCCCGUUUUCGCGGGUCGGAUAAUAUAUAAAUUUAAAUUAAAAAAAAAAAAAAAAAAAAAGAACUUGUGCAGUGAUGUUGAUGAUCCUCAUACUUUUGUAGACCUCUCUGUGUCGACCACCAAUCCGUAAACUCCGUUCUACUUUCAUAUAUUCUUGGAACUUGUCUCAUUAUAGUAGUUUAACGUUUUGAAAUAACUCUUUUUGUUAUCAUCAAGGGUUCUGCGGGUGAGGUCUUCUGGUUUCUAUCCUAAAUAUGGGAUUGGAGCAUUUGUAGUCUCCCCUUUGAUUUCGAAAAAGAAGUAAGUUUCAUUUAGGAGAAGAGGCCUGCAAUGUUUUAUAGAUUUUAUGUUUUUCUAGAAGAUGAAGAUAUGUUGUUUCUGUAGUGACAAGUUAUUUGACGAACAUGGAAUCGUGGGGUUGAGAUAUGCCUCAACAAAUUUGUCUCUCGGAGCUAUUGUCUCUCCUUUUAGUAGUAAGCACAUCAACAUUUAUUUUAUUCUCUACAGCUUCCUGUUUACCUUUUUCGUAGGCAAUGCUGACCCUUUAAAUCCACAUUCCAGCAAAGGAAGAAUGGCCAAAGAAUGCAUGGCUGGUAAGAAAGAUGGGAAGACUUACAGUGGGAGUGCAAUAUGGCCGUUAUAUGGAAAAUAUGUGCAUUAUUUGAUUGAAAGUGGUACCAACACUAGUAAUGUGAAUUUGUGUUAGAUAAAAGCAAAGACACCGAAAAAUAUAGAGACCUAAGGAAUUGGAGUUGUGCGGCUAGCUAUGGACUAGGUUCAAGAAGCCCCUUAGGGCAUCUGUAUUGGGGGUCCCUUAAGGUAUCCCUUAGGGGAAGGGGGUGGGAACCGAGGAAGAAAGAGAAGGGAAAAGCCCUUAAUUAAGGGCUGUCCCUUACUCUUUAAUGACCAAAAAAAAAAAAAAAAAAAAAA